Fundulus heteroclitus (mummichog) is the source of this 735-nucleotide messenger RNA. RefSeq names its product insulin-like 5a (gene insl5a). The transcript is spliced from 2 exons. Bases 29 to 343 code for a protein of 104 amino acids. Gene Ontology annotation, molecular function: hormone activity. NCBI's taxonomy places the organism in Eukaryota, Metazoa, Chordata, Actinopteri, Cyprinodontiformes, Fundulidae. The record is from RefSeq and is a predicted model, not a curated record. Gene Ontology annotation, cellular component: extracellular region.
AGUUGACGACAGACGGCAGUCAUCCAGAAUGCGUCUGCUGGUGGUUUUGGCUCUGCUCCUUUGCGCGCUGGCGUGUGCGCACCAGGCAGGAGCGGAGAUGCCGGCAGUGAAGCUGUGCGGCCGGGAGUUUGUCAGGGCCGUGGUCUACACCUGCGGAGGCUCCCGCUGGAGGAGAUUCUUCAGCGAGCCAGACAGGGAUGGUCUGCCUGCAGGAGAGCAGACCAGCUUGGAAGACGUCAGCAAUGCCAGAUCGGAGUGGACCAAACGGGACAUAAACAAACUCCUGACAAACGUGUGCUGUCAGGUGGGCUGCAGGAAGAGCGAACUCGCCUACUUGUGCUGAUGGCGGCGGGGCUUUUUGUUUUUACGCCCGCAGUGACCAGAACGACGGCCUUGUCUCCCUCGUUGCCUUAAAACUCGAACUUCACCCCCCGACGCCUGACAUUAUGAUCACUGUACAGCUGAGACGAGCGAAUGGGGAGCCUCUGUGAAUGUGCAUGUACGAAUCUGUGCCAACUAUGUUUUUCCACUAAACACCUGACUGAAUCUAUUUUAAACUGAACUUGUAUUAGAGCCGGUAGGACUGUGUUAAUUGACAACAGAGGUGCAAGUUUGUACAGCUUCCAGCUCUGCUCUUAAUGUCUUACAAAAUACUUCUGUUUUACAUUGUUGUAUGAAAUAAACGUUCUGGCAAAUGGCUUUAGGUGUGGCGCUUUACUCAUUACAGUAAUUUCU